This is a messenger RNA of Phymastichus coffea, 3952 nucleotides long. It is a transcript of the gene Nop56, whose product is annotated as nucleolar protein 56. Gene Ontology annotation, cellular component: box C/D methylation guide snoRNP complex; small-subunit processome. Bases 174 to 1679 code for a protein of 501 amino acids. Gene Ontology annotation, molecular function: snoRNA binding. The record is from RefSeq and is a predicted model, not a curated record. NCBI's taxonomy places the organism in Eukaryota, Metazoa, Arthropoda, Insecta, Hymenoptera, Eulophidae. The transcript is spliced from 4 exons.
CUCGUAGUAGUGCUGGCGGUCUUCCGGCGUAGCGACUAGCGAGCAUGCUUAUAGUUAGUUUGUGUCCCGUCCGCGUCGAUUUUACGUGUGAAACAAAAACACGAUAAUGCGCCAGCGUUAGCAAUAAACUGUCCAUUAUUUGUUGCGAUUGUCUCCAAAUUGAAGUUACAAUCAUGUCGAAGUUGUUCGUACUAUACGAGCAUGCAGCGGGUUACGCACUGUUUUCUGUACGCGAGUUUGAGGAAAUUGGUAUGCUCUUACCCCAGGUAGAGGCAUCAGUGACAGAUUUAUCAAGGUUCAACCAAGUUGUGAAAUUAGUAGGCUUUACUCCAUUCAAAACUGCUGUCACUGCUCUGGAGAAUGUCAACAGCAUAUCUGAGGGUAUUGUUCCUGAAGAUCUACAGCUGUUUCUAGAUAUAAAUGUACCUAAAGCUGGUAAGAAGGAGAAGGUAGUACUGGGAAUUUCGGAUCCAAAGUUGGGUGCAAGUAUCACUGAAGUAUUGGGGAUCAAGUGCGAUCAUACCGGAGCUACACCAGAGAUCAUCAGAGGAAUUAGGUUUCACUUCCACAAUCUUGUGAAAGGAUUCACCUCCAAGAGCUCAGCUGUGGCUCAGUUGGGUCUGGGACACAGUUAUUCUAGAGCCAAAGUCAAAUUCAACGUCAAUAGAGUAGACAAUAUGAUCAUACAGAGUAUUGCUCUGUUGGAUCAACUUGACAAAGAUAUCAAUACUUUUAGUAUGAGGAUCAGGGAAUGGUACAGUUAUCAUUUCCCAGAGCUUGUCAAGCUUGUGCCAGACAAUUACAUGUAUGCCAAGGUUACUCAAUUGAUAAAGAACAGAAAAGAGUUGGAUCAGGAUAAGUUGGAUGCUUUGGAAGAAAUAGUGAUGGAUAGUGCCAGAGCACAAGCUAUUAUUGAUGCUUCAAAGUCAUCUAUGGGAAUGGAUAUUAGUCCUGUUGAUUUGUUGAAUAUUGAGAUGUUUGCUAUGAGAGUCAUUGCUCUUGCCGAUUAUAGAAAAGAGUUGGCUGAGUAUCUUAGAUCUAAGAUGGCUGGUGUUGCCCCUAAUUUGGCUACUUUGAUUGGAGAUCAAGUUGGAGCAAGAUUAAUUGCACAUGCUGGAUCCCUUACUAAUUUGGCAAAGUAUCCAGCAUCUACAGUACAAAUUCUUGGUGCUGAAAAAGCUUUGUUCAGAGCUUUGAAAACUCGAGGAAACACGCCAAAGUAUGGUUUGUUGUUCCACUCUACAUUUAUUGGCCGAGCAGGUACCAAAAACAAGGGUAGGAUCUCGAGGUAUUUGGCAAACAAAUGCUCUAUUGCUUCGAGGAUAGAUUGCUUUGCUGAAACUCCUUGCAAUGUAUUUGGAGAAAAACUGAGACAACAGGUUGAAGACAGAUUGAAAUUCUAUGAAACUGGAGAUGUUCCUAAGAAGAAUAUUGAAGUUAUGCAGGAAGCCAUUGAAGAAGCUUCGGCCAUAAUACCAAUGGAGGAAGAGAGUCUAAAGAAAAAGAAGAAAAAGGAUAAAAAGAGAAAGAGCGAAUUGAAUAGUAAUGGAACUUUGAAUGGAACAGUUGAGUUAAAUGGAGAUACAACUGUUGAGGCAAUGGAUGUUGACGGUGAGGAUGAGGCUCCAAAGAAGAAAAAGAAGAAGAAAAAGUCGAAGAAUCGUGAAGAAGAAGAGUAAAGAUUUUUUAUAUACUUUUUUUAAAAAAACUUUGUCAACCAUCUUGUAUGGAUGUUCAAAUUAGUAAAUAGUUUAUGUAAACUUUCUGUGAAAGUUUUCACAGUACAUUGACCUAUGUAAAUAAGCAUUUUGUUACGUAACUUCUUUCUUAUUGAUCAAAAUUUAUUAUGACGCUUAUUAGGUGAAGCUAUUUUUUCUUUUAAAUAAUGACAUUUGGAUCAACACAUUUUUUCUCCUGGAAUUGAAUAGAAUUGCCUGUUUUUCUGAAGUAAUUUAAAUUUGAUUCAUUAUAACAAAAAAUCUUAAAUCUUAGAGUAAAAAAUAUUCGGUUAUAGAAUAUUUUUCUAAUUUGUACUUUAAACUUAAUAAAAUGAAAGUUUGAAGAAACAGUUGUUACUUAUUUGAGGAUAGGAAAAAGAAUAAUAAACAAUACAGCGAUAAAGUUAUUUAUUUUUUAUUCAAGAACUCAAACAUUAAAGAUUAAAAAAAUUUAACAUUUUUCUCAUUUAUCAUCAAAUUAAUAAACGUAAAAGUUUCAUCAAAUAUUUCGUAAAAACAAAAAUAAGAGUGUAAAAUCAAGAAAAACCAUGUUAAUACCAGCACCAUGAGCAUUUAAUGAAGACAUAGCAUACUGCAACAUAUAAGUAUAUAAAUACUUAAAACAAUAAUUACAAUUCUUAAACAUUAGUGAUCUUAAAAGCUAAAUACAAAAAAAAAUUAUUAGGUUUUUUAUUUAAUAAGCUGCAUCGAGUUAAAUUCUUGUCUUUUUUUCUCAAUAUAAUGAAUUAUUGUUAAUUACAGGAAUAAAUUCAUUUAUUUAUUGCAGCUUUUUGUCACUCCAUUCACGUAUUUACAAAUAACAAGUUUUUUCAGUCUCGUUUUUUAUUUCUCGAGGUUUCUUUCUUCCAAUUGCAACUGUUGAAAAGUUUAUUAUUCCAAGACUACAUUCAUUUUACAAACUAAACUAUUACACAUUAUGUUAUAUGCUGACUUUGUCACUUGGACUCUAUUGACGUAUCCCACUUAACAAACAACAUUAAAAGAUUUUUUCUAGGGAGGGGCGAAGAGACAGCCAAGUGACGAAGCAUAUCAUCGUUAACAAAGAAAGAUGAUUAUAACUUGGCAAACCUAGCUGUUAAUCAAAUCCUUAAACACUAAGUUUUCUUUUCUUUAAAAUGAUGUGUUUCUCUCAUUGUAUAAUCUGGUGAACGAUAUGUCCCGAUUGACGUGCAUCGUGUACAAAGUAAAAAAUAGUCAAUAGUGCAUAUAUCUGUAAUAUAUUUAUCCAACAGAAAAAAUAAACUAUCUAGACUUGUGCACUUGAGUGACACAACCUCACACUUCUGCCGAAGUCUGACUCCAAAAAAAUUUUUCUCUUUGACUUGUUUUAGACGCAGACUUUAAAAUUCGCUAUCUUUCUUCAAAAUAUAAAUUACAAUUUUACAUUAUAAACAGGGUUUUCCUACAUCGAACAUCUUUUGUAUUACAAUUUAAUUUCAACUAUAUACUUGUUCCUAUUGAUUUCGUAGUUAAAGUCUACGUCUAAACAAGGCAAAAAAUCACUUGUGAUUUUCAAGCAUUAUCUAAAGGUUCUCUAGCAAAACAUUUAUAUUUGUUUCUUUUUCAAACUUCCUCGUGAAAUUGUUAUGUAUCUCUCAUUUUGUAUGUACAAAAAAGUAACGUAUAAAAGCAUACCUUCUUAAAUCUAAAAUGCAAAAAGUUGGCAUCGUAGACUCGCCGUGUUACCCAUCACUCAACAAUGAUCAAAAGACAAAUCAAGAAAAAGUAAAAUGAACGUCUUUGUUUUUUAAAGAAACAAAACUAUACACAUCUCUCUUAUUUUCAUCAUCAAAAACUACACGUUUAAGAUCACACGUAUUAAAAAAGGGCGAGGGGGAAGGGGUGCAAAAGUAGAGGUUUACGACUCGGUCUAGUUAAAAGUUUAGGAAUGGGGGAAGCACGUUAUUAUUCGUCCGACGUACUUUCAUACUAACGGUAAAAUCUUAAAAUGGGUUCUCUCUUUUUCGUGAACCGUUAAUUAUUAUCGCUUCAAUCUCCUUUUUUUCUUUCAUACUUUUUACAAUAUGUAUAAAACUUCUUGCCUGUACAACAUUUUUAUGUUGACAUGCGUGCUAUUCUGUAUUCGUUUUGAUGUAGUUUUUAAUAUCCUUUAAAAGGGAAGAUAAAAGGAGACCUGGCUGGCACUGAUUGGGGAUUAGCUCAGGAAUGUGAUGCUGUUAAGGCAUUGUCGUCGUUUCGAUCAUUGAAAAUCA